UGGAUGUCGGAUAUCGAGUGGCAAAUUCGAAUCCACAUAGAUAUCCUGAUUGACGCUAUUUGACUCAUUGAAUAAAAAACUUGGAAUGUGUUUGGAUGACAGUAAUUCUGAAGAAUGGCGUCGUGUCUGUUCACGUAAAAAACAGCGUCAACGCAAAACUGCAGAAUGUCUUUCUGUCCAGAGACCUUUUUCCACUUUAAAUUAUAUGGAUGAUGACAGCUUGGAAACGGUUUUACGUAGAUUUGAUGGUAUGCGAUCUAGUUUACUACUUUCGAAACCAGAUAGAUCUUUCCUCGAAGGUUUAUUAAAGUCUAUUAAUCAGGCAUUUUCAAUUAUAUCAACUACACAAAUUGAGCCAAAUAAGAUUGAUGUGAUUUGUUUAGGAUUGGGUAACCCAGCUGUCCAUCAUGCCAGUUUACGCCAGCUAGUUGUACUAGAUCUGUUGUUGCAAUUUCAUCCACGUAUGGAGCGGUCGCGUACUCACCUGUACGAUCCCGUUUUCAAGUCUGUGGCUCGUGCUUUGAUACGAAAGCUGGGGAUGCAUGUUCUACCUAAUAAUAGAGAAGGUUGUUACAAACUAUCACCUGACCAAUUUUAUUUCGUUAUGCUACCACACUGCUCUCCAGCACUUCUCAACAAUUUACUAUGUACUAAUUGGUCGCCUGAUAUACUUUCACAUGUAGUUCUGUUCUCUAAUGGAUGGAAAGAAGUUUGUCAAGAAUUGAUUGAUUCAGGGGCUUCAGAUAGUUUAGGGAUCGCAAAGGAAUUGGCUUAUAUCUCUGCUCUGGAAUCCGUGGUUCGAAUUCCUGACAAAGAAUAUUACUUACAUUGGUCUUCAGGUAAUAAACUUAUGGAAUACAGAGAUUUCGAGGGUAUGCGUGUGCAGUGUUUUCCUCCUCUUGAAAUGGAUAGUUUGCCCAAGAAUGUAUGGAGUAUGCCUCCGUAUUCUGAAAAAACAAAUAUAGAAACGUCUUGUUCUAGUACAUUAUCCCAAAGUAGUAACUGUUAUUCUGAUGUAAUUGGUGCCAAUGUUGUGCCAAAUUUUAUCGAUUCAAGCGCCGAUGACUAGAAAUAAUUUAUGCAAAAACAUUUUAAUGAUUUAGUCUUUUACUUUUACCCUAAUGAUCUUCAGAAUCAUGAUGUGAAUCCAUUUUGAUUUACUGUUUAUAUUGUGAUCUUAUAAUUCAUUCUCACAAAAUUUGUAGUUACUGUACAUAUUUCAGUUUUAUGUUUAUAAAAAAAUAUUCUCAUUCUGGAGUAAACACAAACCUCUAUUUUUUCGGUUG
Molecule: messenger RNA, 1286 nt
Organism: Schistosoma turkestanicum
Lineage: Eukaryota; Metazoa; Platyhelminthes; Trematoda; Strigeidida; Schistosomatidae
Source: the annotation of a GenBank genome assembly